Messenger RNA from Coregonus sp. 'balchen', 20397 nucleotides. NCBI's taxonomy places the organism in Eukaryota, Metazoa, Chordata, Actinopteri, Salmoniformes, Salmonidae. The record is from the annotation of a GenBank genome assembly.
AUGUCUGCUGCUAGGUGAACUCAGAGGCUUGGAUUUUGAGGAGUAUGUGUGUGUGUGUCUGUGUUUCUUUGUCGUUGUUCAAAUAAACCAUAUAUAACUCAAUGAUGAUUUCUAUAAAAUCUUUGGUUCAACUAUCCAAUUGGUGGUAACAGCCACUUUGGACUUGUUGCCUAUGUCAUCCCAAACUCAAAUGUAUGUUAUUGUCAGCCAGCAAGAGGUAUGUCGCCCCUUGGAAAGCAACCAAAGCUUUUCACCACGUAGGUGUAAUAUAGCAGUCGAAUGACAAAACGUUGUUAUUGCUUCAGGGAGAGAGGUGCACUGUACAUUACAUCAACAUAUGGAACUGAUAAAAAUAAACACUGUACAUAUCAGAGCCUUCAUAUUGUGAAUACUUACAAAAGUCUGUCCAUAUAACCCAAUACACUGACUGUGGACGUGGCUGGUCUGCAUCCUGCAUCCAGAAAACACAACCCACACACAUACCAGAGUGUGUCUCCCUCUUCAUAAAUAUUUCUCUACCCUUAUGAUCAUUACUGUUUGGUGUGAUACUGCCUCUCUAAGCGUUUUGGAGGCAUGUCGUGACAGUGCUGCAUCACCCUGUCUGCCAACUCUCAGUCAGUGUGCAAUUUGGACAAACACACUGGCUGUGCCACUCUCCCCCGCACAGCACCACCGUGGUUCACUAGGAAUGCUCUCUCUCUCUACCCCAGCACAGCGCCCAUGGACUUCCACAGGAUGGCUGAGUCAUGGCCUUUAAGUUACAGCCAGAGCCAGCCCCAUGCCCAUAUCAGCACCAAACUGCCUGGGGUCUCUGUCACAGUGUCGCCAUGAUGCCACUGUCACCAGAUGUGAAACAAGCAAUAAACGCUUAAACACUUUCUCCCACCUAAAUAGCAUUCCAUGAUCUAUGACUUGCAGUAGAGUUGAUGUGUAUCAAGAGGGUUUGGCCUGCCCCAUCAUGGCAGUUUCAUGUUAGCUUAGGUAUUCCUCACAGAGAUCCAGUUAUUCUCUGUGGAGACUGGGGCAGCUGUGCUUCCUCUGUGGUGCCACGUGUGAGAAGCCCUCUCCAUACCAGUCUCAACCCUCUCAGCAGUCUGUGGUGAAGCCCACAGCCAGGCCAGCUGUUCUGGUGCACUUUAUGAGAUAGGCUCUUGGGUAUUUAAUAGACCUAGUUUGUGAAAUAACUGCCGACUGGUAUCCCUCAGCUUAUUAGAGGAAAAGUGAUGCUAUGUGCUUCUCUGAGAGUGACCAGAUGCCCUUGUAGCAAGGUAUCGUGAUUUCCCAGAGUAGAUCAGGUUUUGUUUUUUAAUGGUGUUAUUUUUCCAGAGUGUUUGAAGCUAUUGGCGAUGCUACAGGCCACAGACGGACACCAAGCUCUUUAAAGUGGGAACACAUUUCUUCUCUUCUGCCUUUUGUUAAAAGUCAGUCUUCUCUGUGAAAUGUGUGGCAGUGCCUAAUCUCUAAUGUGUCUAGAGAUGAGGCACUGCCAGGCAGCCGGGUGCCCUCCCUUCCCUGACUAAAUAACCUCCAUUCUUCAAAUCAAUCAUGCUGACUGGCCUGGUGAAAUUGCUUUUUUAUCCCCAAAAUGCCUGGAAGCUCUUGUCAAAGCCAGGGUAAAGAAAAUGAUUUUGACCGCAGCUGUCUGGAGGAAGAGCUGCUGUCCUCAUGAUAGGAGUUGGUUGAUGUCCUAUGAGGAUGUUGGGGGAGUAAUGGGGGUGGGGGUGUUUUAACUCACCUUGUCCGAAGAGCAGCCAAACAUCCACGUGUGCACACACUCAUUCAUUUAUGUCAUGGCACUAUGCUCUUAGUACUCUGAUCCUCUAUCAUCCAUAGUAUCAGGUGUUGAAUUACCUAACUGUGCUCUCUUGUUCACUUCCAUUGUUCCACACAGGAGCAAACUACUGAAGCACUUUCCUGUCUCUUCUCUGUCUUUUUCUUAUCCUCUUUGGAACUGCACUGUAUAAUAGACAUCUUUUUUAAAUGAUAAUGGAAAAGCAACCGAUUUUGGGACCAGUUCCACCACCUAUAGAUCCCAGUGUGUGUGUCUAACUGUGAUGUACUGCAUGUGUGUUUCUCUCUGCAGAGACGUGUGCAGUGAACAACGGUGGCUGUGACAGCACGUGUCAUGACGCGGUGACAGGAGUCCGCUGCAGCUGUCCUGUAGGCUUCACUCUCCAGCCAGACCGCAAGACCUGCAAAGGUAACCUAACACACACAGCCAGUCUCCCUCCCUCACCUCUCAUCCUCUCAAACAGCAACUAUCCACCUGUCAAUUACAUGAUCUCCACCCCUUUCACAUUGUCAAUCAUACAGUCUCCCAACUUCUCACACUGUCAGUCACAUACAAUGUGUUAUCACUACUCACUAGACUUAACCCACACUUUGUCCUUCAUGUUCUAAACCGUAUUAUUCUGUCAGUCACCCAAGCUCCACAAUGUUACAGUACCAGUUAAACCUGUCAAUCAUUAUUUUCCUUCCUAAACUAUCCACUGAUUCUUUCUAUAUUUUCCCUUUGAUCUAUCUUGCUGGUUCCUAAGCUUUUACUGGCCUCCCUCCAGCCCCCACAGCCCUCCAUACACAUUGUGUCCACCCACACACACACACACGGUGGCCAUGGAGAGCAGGGACCUGACACUCUAAUCAGAGAUGCAUUGUGGGCUCGUUGAGGCGUGUAGGACUGCUGCUGUCUGGUUCCCCAGUGGCGACUGACCUCGCCUUGCCACCCUGCUCUGCCUCAUCCCCUCUGUCUCAUCGGCUGCCUCUGCCUCUGUCACAACUCUCACAUUGGGAUGGAGUGGAGAGUUGAGGUCUAAUGAUGCCAACACUUCAACACUGUAUAUAGUCGAAUGACCCUGCUGUUCUGGGUACUGCUUUGGCAGCAAAUCCGUUUGUCAAGGUACCCAUAUGCUGUUGCUGCUGUCAAACACAAAUAGCUUGAUAUCCUCACAAUUUAUCAAAAGCUGUUCUUAAUUUAUACAAACAAGAGCAUGGGAGUAAGAACGGUUUAGAUUAGGAGUACAUUUCAGGGAGAUAAUAGCAAAGAGACAGAGCGAGAGAGAGAGAGAGCGAGAGAGCGAGAGAGAGAGAGAGAGAGAGAGAGAGAGAGAGAGAGAGAGAGAGAGAGAGAGAAGAGCUCGGUGGAGAAACUCAAGACUGUUGAUGCUGCCAAAAAGCCUAGAAUAGGAGUCUGCUUCCCCUUCAGUGCUCAUAACUUUACGCUAACAACUCUGAUAAAAGUACAUUGGGUUUAUUAGUUUGGUUUGAGAGGAAAGAAAAGGAAAACAACCUCAGACAGCACUGGCAAGAGAAAACAGAGGCCCGCUGCGGGCAAGGGACCUCUCAGGGGGGAGAGACAAAGAGAGAGACAGGAGAGUAUUAUUAUUUUAUUCAAUUUCUGAUGCAUUUAUUUUAACCAGAUGAUGUACUGAACUCUCCCUCAAGAGACGGAUGCCUCAUUUACAAUGAUGAUUCAGAGUAAAUCUGAUCGAAGCUGCUUGGCCAAGUCCCGAUCAAAGCCCGGGUGAGCCAUAUGAUGUAUUGAUUUGUUAUUGACGAUGAAAAGAAUGGUCGAGCUGUGGUCGGUCUGUGCUGAGACAUAGUUCUCCCCUGGCUGUCUCUGUAAGGGCUGUGAUCUAUUCUAACCACAUACAGACCCAGAUCAUACCCAUCCCAGAUCUAAGGAGAAAUCCUUAGUGCACUUUCCCUGUGCAUCUCUCUCUUCUCUCUCUGGGAUGGAUCUCCAGUCAGCCGUGUGGAUCAUCAUCCUCUACUUAACACCCUGACUGCUCUCGACUGCUAGGCCCCAGAGUCAUCCAUCACACAUACAUAUUUCAGCCCUCAAACGUACACCAGCAAACGUACACAGCAGGACAAGAUAUCUCUAAAGCCUCCGCUCACUCUCGCUCCACGUUCACUAAGCUCUCUCUCUCUCUCUCUCUCUCUCUCUCUCUCUCUCUCUCUCUCUCUCUCUCUCUCUCUCUCUCUUGCACUUUCUCUUGUUCUUUCUCUCUCUUCCUGUCUGUGCGUUGAAGUGAGUUUUCUACUGUAUGUGUUUUCUGUCCUCAGACAUUGACGAGUGCCGCCUGAACAACGGGGGAUGUGACCACGUGUGUCGGAACACAGUGGGCAGCUUCGAGUGCAGCUGCAAGAAGGGCUACAAGCUGCUGACCAAUGAGAGGACUUGCCAAGGUAGGCAUAGAAAACAGCCAUAACAAUACUCUAUCAUACUGCUCAUGAUCCAAUGUCCCAGUGGCUACUGCCUGUUCUGUGUGCCCUUCACCUAAUGACAUAGAUUUAGAUGGUUAUGAGUUAGGCAGGUUUAUUCACCCUGUUACUGAGGUGAAUGGGAAGGUAAUAGCAUUGUCGUGAUAAUAAUAAGUCGUCUUCCUCCUCCCAAAUUGUUUUGGCUUCAGCUCGCUGAGAGGAACUGCCAAACCAGGCCUCUCUCUAGCUUGUUUGUUUCUAAGAUUUGGUGGUAGCCAUAGCUCAGCGGGAGCCGGGGGAGCCAGCCGCAGAGCAAAUAAAGAGUUUGCCAUGCAGGCCUACUACUACAGGUGUGGAAUAAGAGCUCCAAGUCUAAAAAACCUCUGGGUCUUGACUUGGGCAAACCAUCCCCCUCCCAAACAUCUGGCACUGCUGGGAAGAGAAGCCAAGGCAAGAACUAUGGAACCAUGGAACUAUGGAAAUUAGUGGAAAAACAGAUGAUGUGCCUUUUAUUCUCUCUCUGUAUUGAUGUGGUCAAUCAGUAUCAAGGCUGGUACAUAUCAGCGACAUGCCUUGGGCUCAACAUUGAAACACAGCAUCCUAAACAUGUACAUCUAUCCAAAGUAUGGGCAUUUAAAGUGUAUGUUGUCCAACUCACUGUAAAGAGACCAACUGUUUCUGUAAUUGAACUUGAGAACUUGUAAAGGUACAUCAAUCUGACUAUUUGGGGGUCAGCUCUUUCUCUCCUCAUUUGGAAUCUAUCUAAAUAAUGCUGUCAUUUGGCACAUGCUUUUAGCCAAAGCCUCUCACAUUUAACACAAACAAUAUGACCCAAGGGAGAAUUGAAAACACAUCUUUAAUGUUCCUAUAGCACUUCCCAAAAACCAAUUCAGCCACAUGGUCUUGGGAAUAUUCCAAGCUGAGAGGAGGAGGGUGGUGUUGUGUUGUAUGUGAGUGGGGCUACUUGGGAACAGUGUUGAGAUUGUUAGGAACAGUUUGUUUUGUCUGCAGAGUAGGGGUGUUGAUAAAACUGGCCUCCAGUUGAGUGAGGCGUUGUCAAGCCAACAUGCUCGGCGGCACCCCUGUGCUACACUACACCUCACUACACCACACCACACUACACCACACUACACCACACCACACUACACCGCACAACAACACACCACACUACACUACACCACACCACACUACACUACACACACUACACACCACACUACAACACACACUACAACACACCACACUACACUACACCACACCACACUACAACACACCACACUACACUACACCACACUACAACACACUACACCACACCACACUAUACUAUACCACACUACACUACACUACAACACACCACACUACACCACACUAUACUAUACCACACUACACUACAACACACCACACUACAACACACCACACCACACUACACCACACUACACUACACUACACUACACUACACCACACCACACUACACCACACUACACACCACACUACACUACACUGUACACUGAUCCGUCUAGUCUACUCUUCCUCAUGCUCCUAUCCCACCAUCCCUUGCUCCGUGCCAACUGAAAAGAAGUAGAGAGAGCACGCCCAACAAUAAAAGCUUAAUUUCUCUAAAUUGCUCUCCGGUUGGUGCAGCUGGUAGGGUAAUUCUGGGUGUUUUCUACAUGUAGGUGGCAGACUGACUGACUCACUAACUGACUGGGCCAUGGAAGGGAGCCAUAGGUUUCAGCAGGUCUAUAGUGUGACUCUAGUUGACUGUUGGCUUUACAGUGCUUCUGAUUCCCCCCUCUUAUUUUAUUUAAUGAGAUGUUUUGCCCGUCAGGAUAUCAUGUUUAGGUAGUCCCACAUGAUCAUACAGUAUUUCCAUGACAGGUAACUGCCUGGGAACCUCAGUGUUUUCAGCCCAGCACCAGCCACUUGGCUUUUGCUCAAUGACUUCUUAUAUGCAGCAGACAGACAGCAGACAAAACAUCACACCACCACAAGCACCACAGAGUAUCACAGCAGAACGGGCUUAUGGGUGAAUAUACUGCUUGGCCAUUUUUUCUUAGCUGUGUUUUUCAUGCAGAUAUUUUUUUGAGUGGACAAUGUCCUAAGAUCAACAGCAAUUUACUCAUUCUUAGGUAAGUGGUGUGUGGUCAGCACUUUCUCAGGCCCAGCUGGGUGACUGUUGCAUGCUAGCUGAGAUCUGGCCAACUGGCCAUUGUUAUUGGGAAGUUUGGGGUGCAAAAAGGAAGAAGGAAAUGUGGUGAGCAUAAAGCUAAAUAACACUUUUAUCUACACUACUUAAAGCCAGUGCCAUGAGUGAAUAAAAGAGCUAUAAACUCAAUCAUAAUAUGUCCUGCCUUAUCAGAGAUGUGGUUGUGCUGUAACAUUCUGUAAAAAAAUGACCUACUACAGUACACAAAGUGCAUAGUACAGUGUUGGGAUAUAUAAACUGAACAGUCAGUAUUUCCCAGCUGUCAGCGGCCCACGCGUGGCCCAUCAAUCAAGACGUGACAUGUCUGUCCCAGCCAGGUCCAGGGCCUGGAGGCAUUCCUUACCCCUUCCUCCCCCCUAUCCUCCCCCAUCCCCUGCUGAUCCCAAUGAGGGCAUGGUGGGAGUGUCCUUAUCAGAUCCUACUAGGUCUCCCCCAGAAGGAGCAUCACUGAUAAAGGCCUUAUCUACUCUGUGUAAACAGCCUUGGCCAGGCAUUGUUUCACCAUUCUAUUGUUGUAACAUUUAUUUGUUCUGAAGGAUUGUUAUUUUGUGUAACUGAGGGGGGAAGAGGAGGUGAUGGGGUGAGUCGUAGGCCAGUCUGGGACACUGUGAGUCUGCUACGGAGGAGGAUUGUCGAAAGAAACCUGUGGCCUUAGGUUUUUUAAUUUUCAUCUUUCUCUUUCAAUCUUACACUGUAAGGGCGAUAUGUCUGCCAUAAAUAACACACUUACAGAAAUGUGAGAUUGUUCAGAUUGAAGGGCAAGACGAGGGUGUUUCUGUCUGUAUUCUAUUUAAAAACAGCAGCCACUGUUCUUUCAGUGUGUCCCUCAUCUCUGGUCCCGUGGCCCCUUGCACGUACAUGGGCCUCUAGCGCUGCCAACCCCCGCAUACCUCACCGUACCUGCUGGUAAACAACAACCAUAGUCCCAGGUAUCCUGACACAUCCAAGCCCAUCCCUUGCUUUGUACAGUGCAGUACAAUACAACGCUGCAGGUUUCUUCUUCCCAUUGAAUCCUAUUGAUCAGAGAUGAAUAGACUAUGUCCCAGCAGCAAAGCAUGUCCCAGUCAACACCAGUCCUGAGAUGGUGGCUAGCAUCCCAAUAUCCCAGAGGAGUGCCUUCAAACAAAACAAAUGAUGCUAGUUCAUUUCUAUUUUUGACUGGAGUUGAGAGCUCAGUAAAAGUUAGCUUUAUUUAGCACCAAAAUAAUAAACCAAUGUGGUAAUACAUCAAACUCAUCAUCUCUCAUUUCUCAGUGGCCCAGUGUUAAACAGUAACACUAUAAGAUUCCAUUCAAGUUAUUGUGAAAGUGAGUUCACAAAGUGAACAUAAAGUGGAGAUCACUUCCACUUCUUUAGUUGGAUGAAUAUCUACUCUUUAUGCCAAGUUGCCUUUUAGGGUUUUUUGAAAUGUUCGACAUCACCCUGUAUUCCUCCUGAAACACUGAAGAUAGGUGUUUAAUCUCAACCCAAUCCCACUUCUUUCGUUGGAGGUGUUGUCACAAGAGGCUUGCCAAAACUCCUUGGUUGUGUCUCAAAUGGCACCCUAUUCCCCAUAUAAUGGCACCCUAUGGGCUCUGGUCAAAAGUAGUGCAAUAAUAGGAAAUGGUGUGCCAUUUGUGACGCAUCCCUAGACUAGUAGCUUCUCUCUCAAGGCUGGACAGAGUUCAAUGGUAUAAGGGAUUACACCUCACAUACGAACAUAUGGGGAUGUCCACUGUGCUAAAAGGUAAAAAGAGAAAGAAAAAUCCCUAUAUUGCAGCUGACAAAGUUAAGAUAUUCCUUCUGGUUUUUGGUAACCCAGUAUUUUUUUGCUUUAGCAGUAUUCCUAUAAUUGCCAUGUAAUGUAUACUAUCAAACCAUUAUCAUCCUUUUGAUGUUGGGCUGACAGUGCCUUAAUGUCAGGUAAGACAAGGUUCAGGAUGGGGAGAAUAUAGACUAUGAAAUGCCUGGGAACCUCCCUACCUUUUCUAUCCUUUUCAAUUUAGCCAAUUAAAUGUCCAGUAAAGAUGUAACUAGGCCCCGUUCUCUCCAGUUCCCAGCUCUCUUCUCUGUAGAAGCUGUCUGGACUUGACAUAUGUAAUUGCUGACAUUUAAACAUCGGAUAGUAGGCUACCGAACCCAAAUGUCCUCCACAUUACUUCCUGUAUUAUUUUAAUGGUCUCAGCCAGGGUUCCAUUGUAUUCACAGGCAUGGAGAGUGAUAUUAGAGGUACAUGUAUGAGAGUCCAGUGGUGUUCCAAUUAUCUGAUAAAGACAGGCAGGGAAUAAGGAUAGAGGAGGUAACAAUAGACAGGAAGUUAUUAUUGUGCACCCAGUGCAAGGUGGUGGGGCUGGGAGGCAGGGGUCAGGGUCAGGGAAGAUGGCUGGAGAGCUUCUUUAGACAGACAGAUUCAUGACCCUUUCUGGUCUCACGUUACAGCAUAUUCCUAGAUAAGCAGGACUGCUUCUCAGACAAAUGAUUUCCACAGAACACAAUAAUGAGACAUUUGAGAUAGUGAGACAGAGAGAAGUUUCAUUAAAUGGUUAUUUUUUAGUGGACGAAACAGUGGUAUAGUGAAAUGAUUGACAGGUAAUUUGGGAAUUGAAAAAUGGCCCAAAGCUCCUGUUAUCAGUAGGUGAAACAGUCUUGCUACUGCUCAGACUAGCAACCAAUGUCUCAUACCAAACAAAAUGAUAUUCAAUUUAAAAAACAUUAUUUAUUUAUUUUCUUGGGUCCCAUUUCAAAUUAUUUAUAAUCCAAGUUGUCAUAAAUAGAUUUGUUUAUAUUAUAAAAUCUCAAAUGAGUUUUGAGAAGUUGUGUAAGUGAAUAAUGUGAACUCAUACCUGUCUCUCUGUAUAUUCCCCCUCUUCCCAGACAUUGAUGAGUGUUCUUUUGACCGGACGUGUGACCAUUCCUGCGUCAACUCCCCCGGCAGCUUCCAGUGCUUCUGUCAUAAAGGCUAUGUUCUCUACGGUCUGGCACAUUGUGGAGGUGAGGUGACACUUAUUCCCCCUCUCCACGUCUCUGUGCACCAUUACUCACCCAGUCCACCUCACUUUCUCUAGAAACCACACCUUCCUGCUAAGUUAUCCCUAAUAAUGUGAAUCUUCAUGAUCAUUACUUCAGCUAGCUUUGUAACCUGUUUGUAUGGCUCCCUAGUUCAUAUUGCUUACCAGACCAGUCAGUCUAAUGCUAGCAAUCCCGAGGUGGAGGAAGACUGACACGUUAGCCUUGAGUAGUACACAGUAGCACACAUGACUCCACCUGUUGCACUUAAACAAACAAUUAUUAUAAGAGGUAUGUGCUUGAUGCUGUGGUAAAGUUGUUGAUCUAUUCCAGUGUGGUAGAGAUAAAGGAGGCAGUCUCAUGUUCCAGGCGGCUGGUGUGUGCCAGAUCUGCAGGGUAGAGAGAGAGGGGGGCCCGUUUGAGCGCAUCAGGCUGUUUCAGCGGCCCUUUCAUGGUCUGUGUAUCACGACUCUGAAUCUGCUGCUGGCUUCAGAGCCUGAGGGCCUCUCAGAGGAGGUGUAGGUUAGAAGAGAGAGAGAGAGAGAGAGGGGGUGCAGAGUAUACAAAAGUCACUCUCUCUAUGAUCUGACAGAAGUGACAAGAAAAAUAAGCAGAGAGAGAGAGAGAGAGAGAGAGAGAGAGAGAGAGAGCGAGAGAGCGAGAGAGAGAGAGAGAGCCUACUGUAUGUACACACCCAACACAUAGCUUUGCAAUUAUUUAUUCUCCAUUCUUGUUCGUUUUGACAGGUCUACCAAUGCAGGAAUGUUAUGAUAGCAUAUUUCCAGGACAUGGAAUGUGGUAAUAUGUGUGAAUUAGAGGGAUCGAGAGGGCAGGAAAAUUGCCUGGCAUAAGAGUUGUGUUUGUAUCUGUGUGCCAUUGUAGAGUCCUCCUAAUGAUGAAUGACUCUCCCCUCCCUCUUACCUCCUAGUCUAUGCUGUCGGAACUGUUAGAUAACCCUGAAAUGUAUGUUGCUUCCCCUGCACCUCCUCUUCUACAGCAGUGACCAAGGUUGUCUUAUUCCCCGCCAUAGCUUAUCAGUUGAAAUAUAGCUGCCAAACACUCCAGAGACUGCUGCUCAGUGCUUAACAAUGGACUCACCCCAAACAACCCCUAUAAGGUCAGUGACCUGCUGUCAAGGAAGUGUGGAGGCCUGUCAUCACUGGCUUCAGCUGACAUCUGAGAGAGACUUUCCUGACUGAGACAUUCUCUUCCAAGCCAUUAGGAAAACGACAUGUUAGAGUUACACUGUGGCGUUAAAGUGAGAGGCAUGAUAUGAGGUGGCACGCUAGUAGAUAGAUCUGAAUGAAUCAUCUGAAUAAAUCAAUAUGUUGUUUACAUAAAACCAAGUUGAUAUUUGAUCAUUAAGAAACAAUUUUAUGUUCUAUUUGACUCGGUUACAAUCACGUGAUAAGCAUUGAGCAGACUUAUGAAGACAAGAAAGGUCCCAAAGAACCUAUCUUUGAGACAAGGUACCCCAUUAUAGCUAACAGCCCUAGAUCUGUGCUCUACAGACGUGGUGCUCUCUGUCUACUGUUGACCUUCACAGUCAAACUGUGAUUAGCCUAUUCUACAGCCUCUCAGUCUCACCGGAGUCUGGGGCAGAAGAAUGUGUGUCUGCGUGUCAGGGAGAUGACAGGUAUUGAUGUCUAUUGAAGAAAGCAAGAGCCGCCGGCUGAGCUAGCUUAUUUUCAUAUUUAUUUUUGUUCCCCCCUGGAAUUGGAGUAAUGCCUUCGACACUAGCGGAUGAUAGCAGCCACAUACAAUUUUCAGCAUGCAUGCCAAUCUGAAAGUAUUUUUCUUCUCUCUCUUUGACUCUCCCUCCUUAUGUUCCUGUCCCACAUUGGCCUCUGGGAUACAUGAGUUGAUUUCCUCUGAGCAUGCAGAAACAGAAACAGACAGAGCUAGCUCUAGAGAUGGGUUGAUAAAAGUAUACUCAAAGUCUAUUCACAUUUCAAGCUUGUGAAGAAUAAGAGAAAAAAGAAACUUUGGUUGGCAUAGAGAAGUGAAUCUCUCUCCAUCUCCCUCUCUCUAUUAUUUAAAUGGAGUUCUUCAAUAUGUUCAGACUUAAGACAAGUUGUUUGACAGACUGAUGCAUCUCCUUUGCAUUGAGCGGAGCUGGCAACUCAACACCAGCCAAACACUUUUGAUGAAGUCAUCAUCUCUAUCGUGGGAGAGAGCAGCGGAGGCUCGCAGACUGUUUUUAUUCACGCCGUACGGAACAGGGAUGAACAUUUUCUAUCAGCAGGCCACAUCAUCAAUCACUGUCAUUAUCUGUGUUCCUCUGCUGGUGUCCUUGUCACUUAGCCUGGCUGAGCGCUCAGCCCCGAGCCACACCGCCUUGCCUUGUCCCCUUCAUCACACUAAUAAUGUAAUUUUCUAGGCAACCUCCAUCUGGUUCCUGUAUGGUUUGAGUGGUUUUGGUUUCUGUGUGUUAAAAAGUGAUUAUAAUUUACUCCUAUCUGGCUCUGCAAAGUCCCUCCAAAUGUUAUUAUUCCCAAAGAGAGUGAGCUUUGGUGGAAGAGAAGUUGAAGUUCCAACCAAGGGGAAAUGCAGAGCAGUGAUAUCACAUGCCCUGGAUUAGACUUCAAAUGAGCAGUCAGCCCGGUUUACCAUAACACACAUUCAUCUUCUGUAGAAGUGAUCACUGACAGUAGAAUUGACCUCACAUAAAUUCUGUUCAUGUGCAGCUGUCAGAAACUGUUCAUUUGCAGCUGUCAGAAACUGUUGAUUUGCAGCUGUCAGAAACUCUGUUGAUUUGCAGCUGUCAGAACACGUUCUCUUUUGUUUCUUUCGAUUAUUCUCUCUCAUCUAUCAUGAUAGCUCCGUUAUAUUGAUGCAACCAGGUUUACGGAGUGAGUGAGUGUUUGUGCAUAUGUCUAUGCGUUUGGUGUGUUUUGGAUUUCCACUCAUAUGAGUGUGGGGCAGCAAGUAGCCUAGCGGUUAAGAGUAUUGGGACAGUAACCAAAAGGUUGCUGGUUCGAAUCCCUGAGCUGACUAGGUGAAAAAUCGGUCUAUGUGCCAUUGAGCAAGGCACUUAACCCUAAUUUUUCCUGUAAGUCGCUCUGGAUAAGUGUCUGCUAAAAUGUAAAAGAGUGUAUUGGACUCUGUGUCUAGACAUACAUGGUCAUAACGCUCUGUUUCCCUUUGCAGAUAUUGAUGAGUGCAGUAUAAACCGCGGUGGCUGUAAAUAUGGCUGUGUCAACACUCUGGGCAGCUACGAGUGUACCUGUCCACCUGGAUACAAGCUUCACUGGAACAAGAAGGACUGCAUUGGUAUGUAACAACACCGCCACCCAGUGGUCAGAAGAUAGAAACAUUGGUUUGGUUCCAAGUCAUGGAAAGGAUGGUGUAAUUAAAGCGGAAAUGUGUAACUUUUUGGGCGACCUGACCAAAUUCACAUAGAAAUAAGAGUUAUAGAUCUGUCAUUCUCAUUGAAAGCAAGUCUAAGAAGCGGUUAUUGAAAAUAUAUUUCACAGCGGUUUAGAUGGUACAAUGAUUCUCUACACUAUUAAUUGCUUUUUUUGUCACGUAAACUGAAAUUAGGCAAACUAUUCAUAUGCAAUAUGCGAUUUCUGCAUAUUGCACCUUUAAAGAGUAGUGUAUGAUUGUGUGAUGUUGUUUUUAUGUUCAUCCAGAGCUGGUGAAAUGUCUGACUGGCCUAGCUCCCAAGACCACUCUGACCUGCAGUAAAACGGGCAAGAAAGAGAGCUGCUCCCUCACCUGUGCCUCCAAGGCUCACUAUCUGGCAGGUAGUGACAUCCACAUACAAUAAGUCCAUUCACAUUGCUGCAGCUCUUAUUCUCUUAAAGUGAUAUGCUAUUAUUGAUUUGAAUUACUUCUGACUGAAGCUGUAACGAUAUGUUUCAUCCUUUGCAGAAUCUGACAGCAGCUAUACAGUGAGCUGUGGCAUCCCCAUCCUUCGAGGCAAAACCCCAGCCAGACUGAACACAAGCAGCAGUCAGAGCUGCAUAGGUACGGUGUCCCACAGAAACAGACUCAUUCUUAGGACUUUGGUAGAAGGUUGUGUCUGGAGUUAGGGUUAGGGAUAGGGCUAUAUCUGGAGCUAGGGUUAGGGAUCGGGUUACAUCUGGAGCUAGGGUUAGGGAUCGGGUUACAUCUGGAGCUAGGGUUAGGGAUAGGGUUACAUCUGGAGCUAGGGUUAGGGAUAGGGCUAUAUCUGGAGCUAGGGUUAGGGAUAGGGUUACAUCUGGAGCUAGGGUUAGGGAUAGGGCUACAUCUGGAGCUAGGGUUAUGGAUAGGGCUACAUCUGGAGCUAGGGUUUGGGAUAGGGCUACAUCUGGAGCUAGGGUUAGGGAUAUGGUUACAUCUGGAGCUAGGGUUAGGGAUAGGGUUACAUCUGGAGUUAGGGUUAGGGAUAGGGUUACAUCUGGAGCUAGGGUUAGGAAUAGGGUUACAUCUGGAGUUAGGGUUAGGGAUAGGGUUACAUCUGGAGCUAGGGCUAGGGAUAGGGUUACAUCUGGAGCUAGGGUUAGGGAUAGGGUUACAUCUGGAGCUAGGGUUAGGGAUAGGGUUACAUCUGGAGCUAGGGUUAGGGAUAGGGUUACAUCUGGAGCUAGGGUUAGGGAUAGGGUCACAUCUGGAGCUAGGGUUAGGGAUAGGGUUAGGGAUAGGGUUACAUCUGGAGCUGGGGUUAGGGAUAGGGUUACAUCUGGAGCUAGGGUUAGGGAUAGGGUUACAUCUGGAGCUAGGGUUAGGGAUAGGGUUACAUCUGGAGCUAGGGUUAGGGAUAGGGUUACAUCUGGAGCUAUGGUUAGGGAUAGGGUUACAUCUGGAGCUAGGGUUAGGGAUAGGGCUAUAUCUGGAGCUAGGGUUAGGGAUAGGGCUAUAUCUGGAGCUAGGGUUAGGGAUAGGGCUAUAUCUGGAGCUAGGGUUAGGGAUAGGGUUACAUCUGGAGCUAGGGUUAGGGACAGGGCUAUAUCUGGAGCUAGGGUUAGGGAUAGGGAUAUAUCUGGAGCUAGGGUUAGGGAUAGGGUUACAUCUGGAGCUAGGGUUAGGGAUAGGGUUACAUCUGGAGCUAGGGUUAGGGAUAGGGUUACAGCUGGAGCUAGGGUUAGGGAUAUGGUUACAUCAGGAGCUAUGGUUAGAGAUAGGGUUACAUCUGGAGCUAGGGUUAGGGUUAGGGAUAGGGUUACAUAUGGAGCUAGGGUUAGGGAUCGGGUUACAUCUGGAGCUAGGGUUCGGGAUAGGGUUACAUCUGUAGCUAGGGUUAGGGAUAAGGUUACAUCUGGAGCUAGGGCUAGGGAUAGAGUUACAUCUGGAGCUAGGGUUAGGGAUAGAGUUACAUCUGGAGCUAGGGUUAGGGAUAGGGUUACAUCUGGAGCUAGGGUUAGGGAUAGGGUUACAUCUGGAGCUAGGGUUAGGGAUAGGGUUACAUCUGGAGCUAGGGUUAGGGAUAGGGUUACAGCUGGAGCUAGGGAUAGGGAUAGGGUUACAUCUGGAGCUAGGGUUAUGGAUAGGGUUACAUCUGGAGCUGGGAUUAGGGAUAGGGUUACAUCUGGAGCUAGGGUUAGGGAUAGGAUUACAUCUGGAGCUGGGGUUAGGGAUAUGGUUACAUCUGGAGCUAGGGUUAGGGAUAGGGUUACAUCUGGAGCUAGGGUUAGGGAUAGGGUUACAUCUGGAGCUAGGGUUAGGGAUAGGGCUACAUCUGGAGCUAGCGUUAGGGAUAGGGUUACAUCUGGAGCUAGGGUUAGGGCUAUAUCUGGAGCUAGGGUUAGGGAUAGGGUUACAUCUGGAGCUAGGGUUAGGGACAGGGCUAUAUCUGGAGCUAGGGUUAGGGAUAGGGCUAUAUCUGGAGCUAGGGUUAGGGAUAAUAAUAAUAAUAAUAAUAUGCCAUUUAGCAGACGCUUUUAUCCAAAGCGACUUACAGUCAUGUGUGCAUACAUUUUUACGUAUGGGUGGUCCCGGGGAUCGAACCCACAACCCUGGCGUUACAAGCUCCAUGCUCUACCAAUUGAGCUACAGAGGACCACGGGAUAGGGUUACAUCUGGAGCUAGGCUUAGGGAUAGGGUUACAUCAGGAGCUAUGGUUAGAUAUAGGGUUACAUCUGGAGCUAGGGUUAGGGUUAGGGAUAGGGUUACAUAUGGAGCUAGGGUUAGGGAUAGGGUUACAUCUGGAGCUAGGGUUAGGGAUAUGGUUACAUCUGGAGCUAGGGUUAGGGAUAGGGUUACAUCUGGAGCUAGGGUUACAUCUGGAGCUAGGGUUAGGGAUAUGGUUACAUCUGGAGUUAGGGUUAGGGAUAGGGUUACAUCUGGAGCUAGGGUUAGGGAUAGGGUUACAUCUGGAGCUAGGGUUAGGGAUAGGGUUACAUCUGUAGCUAGGGUUAGGGAUAGGGUUACAUCUGGAGCUAGGGUUAGGGAUAGGGUUACAUCUGGAGCUAGGGUUAGGGAUAGGGCUACAUCUGGAGCUAGGGUUAGGGAUAGGGUUACAUCUGGAGCUAGGGUUAGGGAUAGGGUUACAUCUGGAGCUAGGGUUCGGGAUAGGGUUACAUCUGGAGCUAGGGUUAGGGAUAAGGUUACAUCUGGAGCUAGGGCUAGGGUUAGGGAUAGAGUUACAUCUGGAGCUAGGGUUAGGGAUAGGGUUACAUCUGGAGCUAGGGUUAGGGAUAGGGUUACAUCUGGAGCUAGGGUUAGGGAUAGGGUUACAUCUGGAGCUAGGGUUAGGGAUAGGGCUACAUCUGGAGCUAGGGUUAUGGAUAGGGUUACAUCUGGAGCUAGGGUUAGGGAUAGGGCUACAUCUGGAGCUAGGGUUAGGGAUAGGGCUACAUCUGGAGCUAGGGUUAGGGAUAGGGUUACAUCUGGAGCUAGGGUUAGGGAUAAGGUUACAUCUGGAGCUAGGGCUAGGGAUAGAGUUACAUCUGGAGCUAGGGUUAGGGAUAGAGUUACAUCUGGAGCUAGGGUUAGGGAUAGGGUUACAUCUGGAGCUAGGGUUAGGGAUAGGGUUACAUCUGGAGCUAGGGUUAGGGAUAGGGUUACAUCUGGAGCUAGGGUUAGGGAUAGGGCUACAUCUGGAGCUAGGGUUAUGGAUAGGGUUACAUCUGGAGCUAGGGUUAGGGAUAGGGCUACAUCUGGAGCUAGGGUUAGGGAUAGGGCUACAUCUGGAGCUAGGGUUAGGGAUAGGGUUACAUCUGGAGCUAGGGUUAGGGAUAGGGCUAUAUCUGGAGCUAGGGUUAGGGAUAGGGCUAUAUCUGGAGCUAGGGUUAGGGAUAGGGCUACAUCUGGAGCUAGGGUUAGGGAUAGGGUUACAUCUGGAGCUAGGGUUAGGGAUAGGGCUAUAUCUGGAGCUAGGGUUAGGGAUAGGGCUAUAUCUGGAGCUAGGGUUAGGGAUAGGGCUAUAUCUGGAGCUAGGGUUAGGAUUGUGGUCAGUAUCAAUGUAUUUGUAUCGUGUUCCUAUCUUUGCCACUGUUUCUUGGACUGAAUGGUUCUAUUCAAGUGUAAUCCUUCUUUACACCCAUCCACCUACACUGCUCUGUUUACCUGUAGAGACAGGGGCCCCUCCAGUGAAGCAGACUGCCUCUUUCAAGAUCAAAGAUGCCAAGUGCCACCUGCACCCCAAGCUGACGGGCCGGGCCGAGGACAGGGGCCGAGCGCUGGGGCCAGGUGAGGGGCCACAUCCGGCCUACAUGCCAGACCUUGGUAAUGAUGGCCUUACAGAAAGACCUGCAUUAUUUUUCUCUGUAUGUCUUAUAUUCAGUAUGUGCAUAUCAAGCAGCACAUUUGGGGGUUUGUGGGCUGUUAUGUACGCUACAUAGCAACUAUCAAUGUGAUUGUGCCUUGAAGCCAGUAAUCUGUCUAAUAUGCUGUUGUUAACAGACCAGUGCUCCCCUAACUAACCCAUGAAAGACCUCAAAUGGAUCCUAAUUCCUGACACAAGGUAACAUUUAUGCCCCUAGGAGGUGGACAGCCCUGCAAUAAUUGCCUGGUGACGUUUGUCAACCUCAAAUGUGACUCUACCAAGAAGACCAAAGGGCGUCGUGCCCGCAACCCCACCAACAAGGAAGUGACACGCAUCACCCUUGAGUUAGAGGCGGAGGUCAAGCCAGGGGACACCACAGGUCAGUCUGUCUGUACACCAUUACUGGGAUUUACAAGAUGUCCUCUUUGAUAUACCUCCUUGCCACUGUGCUGCUGCUUGCUCUUUGUGGGUCUGGGCCGGGUUAAGCACUUGAUGCAAAAAAGGCUUUAUAAAUAUAUUUUGAUUGAUUGAUUGAUCUGCUGGCACAGUUACAGAUAAUAUUGCCCUGUACUGCCCCUUCUCCCCCAUAGGGAGCUGUAACCUGAGUUGCCUGCGCCAGCGCAUGGAAAAGCAAGUGAAGACGUACAUCAAGGCCCUGAAGAAGUCGAUCAACCAGGACCGUUUCCUGAUCCGCGUGGCUGGGCUGGAGUAUGAGGUGGCCCAGAAGCUGCCCCAGGUCGCCUCAGGCCAUGAGAACUGUGGGCCAGGCCGUGAGAAGGAUAGCGGACACUGUGGUAAGAACAGUUAGUCAGACAUCUUUCUCUGUCACUAGUUACCACCACCAGACUCUGCCUGAAACUGAUAUAAUGCUAAUAUAACAGAUGUUAUAAACAGUCAAGACAAUGUCAUGACACAAACCAUAAGCUGACAUCCGUUGUCAUGACUAUUUAUGACUCUUAUGUAUUUAUGUACUGAAUACACAAACAUCUCCUGAGCUGUGUUAGUUAGUUUGGAGCCAGGAGUGUUUGGUGUCAGUGUAUGUACUGGUCUGUAUAGCUCUCUCACCAGAGACCCCCUGGCUAUUCUCUCAGUCAGAUGUUUGCCGGGAUCAUACUACCACGGGGAACAGGAGCGCUGCGUCCAGUGCCCACCUGGCACCUUCCAGGAGAGGGAGGGGCAGCUGGCCUGUGACCUGUGCCCUGGAAGUGACGGGCAUGGACCUGCCGGGGCACGCAACAUCUCCUCCUGCGCAGGUACAUACACACCCCUUAUGGCAGAGCGCACUAAUGUCCAUGUCUGCAUGUGCCAACAUUGUGCAAUAGCCUAUAGUGGAGUGUAGCACAGUGUACUGUACAUCUCUAUCUGACUGAAAAUGUUUAUUGUCACUGUUGUCUACAUCAAGGUCAGUGCCCUACUGGGUACUACUCCAGUGAUGGGUUUAAACCAUGCCAGCCAUGCCCGUAUGGCUCCUACCAGCCAGACCUGGGACGGACCCUAUGCUUCCCCUGCGGAGGGGGGCUGAGCACCAAGCGGGAGGGGGCCAGCUCCUUCCACGACUGUGAGGUCAAAGGUCAGUGGUUUAUCCAACCAGUUACAUCAUAUUUAUUUAACCUUUAACUAGGCAAGUCAAUUAAGAACAAAUUCUUAUUUACUAUGAUGGCCUACCAAGAGGCAAAAGGCCUCCUGUGGGGACCGGUGAUUAAAAUGAAAAAUGUAGGACAAAACACACAUCACCACAAGAGAGAUCCUCAGAUUUGUGCAAUUGGUUCAAUAUUUAAUCUCAGAUCUGGUUUGUAAAUGUGUGUAUGCGUCGUCCCUCUCCUCUCUGCAGUUCAGUGCUCCCCUGGCCACUACUACAACACUACGGUGCACCGGUGUAUUCGUUGCCCUCUGGGCACCUACCAGACAGAGUUCAGACAGAACUAUUGCAUCACCUGUCCUGGCAACACCACUACAGACUUUGAUGGGGCCACCAGUGUCUCUCAGUGCAAGAGUAAGGGCCUGAUUGUAUAAACCUGCUAUCUGCAUACAGGAUGCAUUUUCAAAAGGAAAAUCUUUCACUUUUGGACUUUCAAAAGGUCCAUGCCUUUUCUCAGAAUAUAAAAUUCAAAAUACAGGAUGCAUAAAUUAUCAAAAUGUAUCCGAAAUCCCCACCUGACUAAUUGAAAAAUGUUUCAUUUAUCCAGCCAAAUGAAAAUCUAUUUUAUUUUUUAAAUAUUGUCUCUCUUUCCAAGGCUCCAGAUGGAUUCACUAAUAAUGUGCAUUUUUGUGUGUAUAUGUUAGACCGAGAAUGCGGAGGAGAGAUGGGCGAGUUCACAGGUUACAUUGAGUCCCCCAACUACCCCGGGAACUACCCAGCUAACGUGGAAUGCAUCUGGAACAUCAACCCGCCCAGCAAGCGCAAGAUCCUCAUCGUGGUGCCUGAGAUCUUCCUGCCCUCAGAGGAUGAGUGUGGAGACGUACUGGUUAUGAGGAAGAACUGUGAGAACCUCUCAUAUAUCCCAGCACGUGUUUGAUACCAUUCCAUUUGAUCCAGACAUUAUUAUGAGCCGUCCUCCCCUGACCAGCCUCCUCUAUAAACCAGUGUGGUGUUCCACAACCAUAAUAUAAAUCCAAUAUGCCAAGUUAGAGUAUUUAGUCAAUCUUCUCUGUCUUUCAUGUCCGUUCUUCCAGGGUCGGCCACGUCCAUCACCACCUAUGAGACGUGUCAGACGUAUGAGCGACCCAUCGCCUUCACCGCCCGCUCCCGCAGACUCUGGAUCAACUUCAAGUCCAACGAGGCUAACAGUGCCCGAGGCUUCCAGAUCCCCUAUGUUACUUAUGACGGUAAACUCUCACCCACCACAUGAACUCUCAAUGAUGAAACAGAGUGGGUAAGUCCUCCGAUUCUGAGAUGUUUGGUGUUUAAUGUAUCAUGUUUUUUUGUGUAUUUACAGAGGAUUAUGAACAGCUUGUAGAGGACAUUGUCAGGGAUGGACGACUCUAUGCCUCUGAAAACCAUCAAGAAAUCCUAAAGGUUAGUGCCUGUUGCUAAGAUACGUACUACUGCAUCCCUCCGUGGGUCAUGUUCAUGUUCAAGUCAGGUAUUCUCUGAAUAAAUAAUUGUAUACUUGUCAUAUAAUUGUUUAAGUGUGCUGUGUUGUUGUCUUCUUCCUAUCAGGAUAAAAAGCUGAUUAAAACUCUCUUCGACGUGCUGGCCCACCCAAACAACUACUUCAAGUACACCACUCGGGAGUCCAACGAGAUGCUGCCGCGCUCCUUCAUACGCCUCAUAAGCAGCAAAGUCUCCGGCUUCUUGCGACCAUAUAAGUAG